This is a messenger RNA of Gambusia affinis (western mosquitofish), 2175 nucleotides long. It is a transcript of the gene slc25a21, whose product is annotated as solute carrier family 25 member 21. The transcript has 11 exons. Bases 822 to 1721 code for a protein of 299 amino acids. NCBI's taxonomy places the organism in Eukaryota, Metazoa, Chordata, Actinopteri, Cyprinodontiformes, Poeciliidae. Gene Ontology annotation, biological process: transmembrane transport. The record is from RefSeq and is a predicted model, not a curated record.
UUAUAGAUAUCCACUUCUCAUAUUGUCUUAUUUUAACCAAAAUAAGAAACAUAAAAAUAAAAAAAUUAAGUUCCUUUUUGUUUGUGAUAAGUGUACAAAAGCACAAUCAAGCAAGAACUACACUAAUUCUUUCAUUCAAGAUUAGCUAACCUGCAACCUAUUUUCCAACCCCUGAUUUUUUUAAUCAAACUUUUAACACCUGAACAUGCUAACUUAUCUUAAAUAACUUUUUGAAUCUGGAUAUUUGUUGAUAAUUUCACACAAUCAAAAUAGGCAACGUGUUAACAGCAAUAUUUGGAACCUGAUGGUUUACUUUUUGUUAUGAAGGUUCUCACACCAGGGCUACCAUACAAAGAAGUAAAUCAGCAGAAUGUUUACGCAUUAAAUUGUAUAAUUCGGUCUAUUUUGGCUCACGGGUACCGGAGUUUCAAAUUGCAAGCUAACAACAAAGGCAUUUCAAGAUAUUACUUGCAAUACUAUUAAUACUUCCAACCGUAAUUUAACGUAACUAAAAUAAAUUGAGUUCAUUGUGUGUUUUAAACUUUUAUAGUACAGACUGUAAAAUGGAGUUUGUGAUAUGAAUAUGUAUACAAAACAACUCUUAAAAAGGAUAUACGAGGGGAUGUUUAAAGCAAAGACGUGUGGUAGGAACUGUUUCCAUGUUAGCUUAGCGGAGUUAGCCGGUGGCACGCGGAAAGAUCUCACCGUUGCAGUCUAGCGCGUGCUGAGGAACAUAACCUUUGAGCAGCGAGGCACACGCUGAAUAACCUCGUAGCAACUGGAGACGGCAGAGUUGAGACCUCACUCAAGAGCAAAAAAAAAUGACAACCAACAAGCCAAGGAGCAUGCUCCGCGAAGCCUCCCAUCAGAUUAUAGCCGGUGGAUCCGCUGGUCUGAUAGAGAUCUGCUUAAUGCAUCCACUUGACGUUGUGAAGACGAGGUUUCAAAUCCAGCGAGGAUUGAGUGACCCCACCGGCUACAAGAGUCUAAGAGACUGCUUCCGCACGAUUUUCCGCAGGGAAGGAAUCCUUGGCUUCUACAAGGGAAUCCUGCCUCCAAUCCUGGCAGAGACCCCAAAGAGAGCAGUGAAGUUUUUCACCUAUGAGCAGUACAAGAAGGUGCUGAGCCUGACCCCUUUGUCUCCUGGUGUGGCGCUCUCUGCAGCCGGCCUCGGCUCAGGCUUGACCGAGGCCGUCAUCGUCAAUCCGUUCGAAGUGGUGAAAGUCAGUCUCCAGGCCAACAGAGACUCAUUCAAGGAGCAACCCUCCGCUUUCGCCCAAGCACGAAGUAUUAUCAAUUCAGAUGGCUAUGGAUUGAGAGGUCUGAAUAAAGGGUUAACAUCAACAUUGGGACGCCACGGAGUUUUCAACAUGAUCUACUUUGGCUUCUACUUUAAUGUCAAGGAUGCGAUCCCUGCCAAUCCGGACCCCACGUUAGAGUUCCUGAGGAAGUUUGCGAUUGGCCUGACGUCUGGGACCAUCUCGUCAUGUGCAAAUAUUCCCUUUGACGUAGCAAAGAGCCGCAUCCAAGGGCCCCAGCCGGAACCAGGAGCGAUCAAGUACCGCACCUGCUUCCAGACCAUGGCGCUGGUCUACCGCGAAGAGGGCUUCUUGGCUCUAUACAAAGGCUUGGUUCCCAAGAUAAUGAGACUUGGACCAGGUGGAGGGGUGAUGCUGCUGGUCUACGAAUAUGUGUCGAUCUGGUUGCAGGAACACUGGUAACGAGAAAACCACAGAGGAGAAACGAAAGCCUGUAAUUUCUGUUCCAAAUUUAUUCCUCAUUGACAGAAUUGGUGACUCACCACGAAGCCUUGGGUUUUGUUUUUUCUAAGAUUUAUAAAAAUACCAAAACAGUGUUCCCAUAUUUGGACGAUAAACCUUUCUCACUAAUAAAAGCUGUGUAAACCAAUAGUUUUCAUCACCAAAAAGUAUUUAGAUUUUUUUUGUAUUUUUAUUUUUUACCAGUCCUAGAAUUCACAAAGCAGUGCCGACUUUAUAAAGUGACCUUUGUAAAUGGAGCUCUAAAGUUAUUAGACAAAAAAAAAAGAUUUUUUUUUUUUCUGUGCCACUCUGUUUGUCCCCAACUUGUUUAAAAUGGAUCAGAGUUUUUUUUUUGUUUUGUUUUGUUUUGGUUUUUUUUAUAAAAAUUGACGUAAUAAAUAAGUAGUUGCCUUCA